AUGGCUCUGCCAACUACGAUCUUGUUUGCCCACCGAUCCGGGUCGUGGUCGACCGAGGAAGAGGCGUACGCGGUUGCACUCAUCCAAAGCUUCCUCUUGGGCUACUACCCGACCGUCCUCCCCGGCACAUCGCUCCGCGUCUUCCUCGCGGACAAGCUCGACUGCUUGCCCAUGCGCAUCUCGAAGAAGCUCGCCCAACUCCACGCACCCGACGCGGUGAACCCCAAGCACUUUGGCCGAUUGCGCUACGUCUGCGACCCGUCCGUGCUGCAUGGCAUCAAGCGCCAAGCGGCGCGCGACGAGCUCGAUCUGCUUGUUGUUUCGUUCGAUCGGAGCGUCGAGGUGCAGCGGGCGACGCCGAUCCCGCGGCCGUUGAAGCCAUCAGCAAGUGCGCGCGCAGGUCCAUGGAGCGACCAAGAGCAAGACUACACGUACGCCAUGAUCUCGUACUUUAUCCAGGGUCACCUUGGCUUGCCGGAUGGUACGUCGCUCCGCGCGCACCUCUCACGACAGCUCGGGUGCACGCCGAUGCGCGUCUCCAAGAAGCUGUCACUGGCGACGCUGGCAGGCCACGCGCUGCCCCACCGCGUGGGCACGCUAGGGUUUGUUGCCAACGUGGAGGCCGGCGCCGCGACGGGCCGGAACGACGCCCGCGUGCACUUGGUGCAGUUGCGCAGUGACUGCUAUGACGACGCGGGUCUCGUGCUCUUUCCGAUCAACGGCGCCGCCACGAGUAGAACCUGCAGCCAAGACACAUAGAUGAUAAUAUAACGACAUACCGGAUGAGCGAUCUACA
Saprolegnia diclina VS20 is the source of this 796-nucleotide messenger RNA. RefSeq lists its product as hypothetical. Lineage: Eukaryota; Oomycota; Saprolegniomycetes; Saprolegniales; Saprolegniaceae. The coding region runs from base 1 to 759 and encodes 252 amino acids. The transcript has a single exon. The record is from RefSeq and is a predicted model, not a curated record.